Molecule: messenger RNA, 843 nt
Organism: Vitis vinifera (wine grape)
Lineage: Eukaryota; Viridiplantae; Streptophyta; Magnoliopsida; Vitales; Vitaceae
Product: mannan endo-1,4-beta-mannosidase 5
Exons: 4
Coding region: 1-843 (280 amino acids)
Molecular function (GO): hydrolase activity, hydrolyzing O-glycosyl compounds
Source: RefSeq, a predicted model, not a curated record
AUGUCUCGGUUCCAUAAGGUUGGCUAUGUCGUGGGAGUUUUGAUCACUCUGGCUCUUGUUUGUCAAGCUAGGGUUCAUUCUCAUGGAGGGUUUGUUAGAACAGAGGGAACCCGGUUUGUACUUGGUGGGUCGUCUUCUCUUUUCAAUGGUUUCAAUUCCUACUGGAUGAUGCAUGUUGCAACUGAGCCCAGUGAGAGGUAUAAGGUCUCGAACACUUUCCGGGAGGCUGCUGAUGCUGGCUUAUCGGUGUGUCGGACUUGGGCUUUUAGCGAUGGAGGCGAUAGAGCGCUACAGAUAUCGCCCGGUACCUACGAUGAACGUGUCUUUCAGGCACUGGAUUUUGUGAUCUCGGAGGCAAGACGAUAUGGGAUUCGCUUGAUUUUAAGUUUUGUGAAUAACUACAAAGAUUAUGGAGGACGUCCGCAGUACGUUGAGUGGGCUCGAAAUGCAGGAGUUAAUGUUAAUGGAGAGGAUGAUUUCUACACAACCCCAACGAGAGUUAUUACGAGGUUCAACACCAUCACUAGAAUUGUGUACAAAGAUGAUCCUACGAUCAUGGCAUGGGAACUGAUGAACGAGCCUCGCUGCCAAGCUGAUUCCUCAGAAAAAAUGGUUAAUGGUUGGGUUCAAGAAAUGGCAAGUUUUGUGAAAUCUUUGGACAAAAACCACCUGCUUGAAAUAGGCAUGGAAGGAUUUUACGGCGACUCUAUGCCCGAAAAGAAGGUCAACAAUCCUGGUUACCAAGUUGGCACUGAUUUCAUCAGCAACAAUCUCAUCAAAGAGAUAGAUUUUACCACCAUACAUGCAUAUCCUGAUAUUUGGUACUUCAAUUCAUUACCCUAA